AUGCGAGUUCUGGCAGGCCUAUUUCUUUUUCUGGCUAUAGUGCUGGUUGAUGCAACUUCGAGCCUUCCUGGUCCAUUAAGACUCGCUGCCACGUUCUCACGCAUCUCGAAUGAACUCGACCACAUCAGUCUGGGGAACUGCUCUCUUGCCAACGCUACCCUUCCCCUGAAUGAUACCAAAACCAAACUCCCAAAUCCAUCGUCAAAUCUAAAUCUCAAAUACAUUGCUUUGGGCCGUGGAACUCAAAACUAUUCUUGUCCAUCCUUGAGCGACUCCCACAACUCCCGCAACACUAGCAAACCUACUGCAACCGGAGCAGCAGCCACACUUUUCGAUGCUUCCUGUAUUGCAUCACAAUCUCUUACUCUUCUUCAUGAAAUGCCCGUUGUUAUCGGGGGUACUCCUCUGGGGUCUCUGGCCCUGUUGGCGGAGCUGUUGAGCCACACUACCAACAGCUCAGAUCUCAUCAUCGGUGAACACUACUUUAACGCCGCUGGUGACCCUUUCUUUAACCUGAAGCUGAGUGGCUCCAAUGCUUGGAUGGUUACCAAGAAAGAUGCUUCAGUGACGGCACCGAAGAGAGUGAGCCACAUAGCUGCUGAUAACGGAGAUGAAGAUGUGGCCUGGCUGAGGCUUAGCUCCACGGAUGGUCAUGGUAUCAAGGAGGUAUAUCGAGUGAUGACGUUUGAAGGCUCUCCUCCGUCAACUUGUGCUGGUCAGAACGACACUAUCCUAGUUGACUACGCCGCAGAAUACUGGUUCUAUGGGUGA
Penicillium cataractarum is the source of this 771-nucleotide messenger RNA. RefSeq names its product DUF3455 domain-containing protein. The transcript is spliced from 2 exons. The coding region runs from base 1 to 771 and encodes 256 amino acids. Lineage: Eukaryota; Fungi; Ascomycota; Eurotiomycetes; Eurotiales; Aspergillaceae. The record is from RefSeq and is a predicted model, not a curated record.